Drosophila navojoa is the source of this 4802-nucleotide messenger RNA. RefSeq lists its product as uncharacterized. Gene Ontology annotation, molecular function: L-iditol 2-dehydrogenase (NAD+) activity. Gene Ontology annotation, biological process: D-sorbitol catabolic process. The record is from RefSeq and is a predicted model, not a curated record. Lineage: Eukaryota; Metazoa; Arthropoda; Insecta; Diptera; Drosophilidae.
ACAUACAUCUCUUCGAGAAAACAUCAAAAAUCAUUUUUUUUUUUUUUUCAAUAAAAUAAUAUACACAAACUAUUCUCGAAAUUCUAAAUUUUUUUCUGUAAUGUUUUGAUCACAUAGAUUAUACAUAAUAAUUUCAAGGCUUUACAGCUUUCGCCAGUGUUGGUAAAUGUUUAAAACAAUUUGCACAUCAAUCGCAUGCAAUAUUGUUCGUUUCGUCCGUCAGAUAUAAUUUCUCAGAUAGUUUAUCCGAAGAAUGCGCAUCUUCGGCAAAAUGACACAUUUACUACAUAUCUCCCGAUGUUUAAGCUAUCAUGCGCCGAUCUGUCGACCGCACCGACUGCUCCAUGGUAGUUGCAAGCAAUGGAAAAAGAUCUGCUCAAAGUGCGUCUGUUGGCAUCCAACACCGUCACAGUUAAUUGAAAUGCUGCCAUCACUACCCAGUAUGAUACACGUUCAGCUGUAUUCGCAGCGUUCAUCGAGUGUCUUUACCCCCCACACGAAUGUCGAUAUGCUACGCAAGCGUAUUAGUUUCAGUGGAACGCCAUCCGAGAGCAGCGAGGUCGCCGAGGCGACGGCGCCCAAUGUGGUGCCAGUCGGCAUCAUAAUGCCCGAAUCCAAGGAGGGCAAGCAGUUGAAGAUCGUUAUUGUGCCGCUAGACUUGGCCAAUCAGGAUAUCGAAAGUCUGCGCAAUACGCUCGAGGCACUCAAUCAACUUCGCAUGCAUGCCAGCGAGAUAGACGCUUUCACCAACACCAUGAUCGAGGACCUUAACAAGGAUGAGGCGGCACUGUCUGCCAAUGAGACACCAACAGCCAUCGAGGAGCCAGCGGAAGAUAAACGCAAGGUUAGCUACUUUGAGGGAUAUGUGGAGGGUGUCGAUAGUGGAUUCAGCGAAGAUUCAGCCAAUGCUGUUGCCAUCAAAGCAACUGAUACUCGGAAGGCUACAUGCAAAGCCAGCGAUUUUCAAAAUAUGGGAAAAACCACAAGAAACACACCGGCGGACGAGGCCUCGACGCAGGCAGCUGAACUCAGGCAGCUAGCAUACGAAGCAGUCGAUGUGACGCCGAUCGCCAAAGCAGAUAAUGCAGCAACCUGUGCGGCAGCUUCGCCCGAGGCAGAUAUUGCGCCAAUGACACCUGCGCCGUACAAGCCGUCCGUCCCAUCAGCACCAAACCAAACGCCAGCAUCACCAAACACCAAGCCUGGCUCGCCACCUCAGACACUGCCACAGACGAUGCCCCUCGGUGAUCCGAAGGAGCUGCAAAUUAGUGCCGAUUCAGAAGAGAUGAUUAGCGAUGAUCCCCAUGUGGAUCAAAUAAGUAUCGAAGUGCCGGAUGCAUUGGGUCAGCGAUUGAAUGAUAUGGCCAUUGCUUCGAUGCAUUUGUCCUUUGAAAUGGAUAUGACAAAUGUGCGCGAUGCCAUACUAAACGAAGAACUGGCCCACAAGCCUGAGCCCACACUAGGCAGGGAUGCCAUGGUUUUUCUGGAAACCAAGGUAGAGGCCGAUCCCGAGAAUGCACCGCUAAAUACAGUGCCCCUGCGGUUCAAUGCUUUGAUCAAGGGCAUGGUUCAGAUCGAUGCCGAUAAACUGGAUCCAAGCCAUUUGAGCGAUGAGCAAUUGCCGGAAUAUAAUGAUACGGUUACCUCAAUUGCCGCAAGCAUCUGCAGCACGGCACUACAGCGUGGAUUUGCAUCUGAAGCAGGACUUGCUGUCGAACAGCAAGAGGAACAACAACAGCCACUAGAUCAGCAAGAGCAAACACAGCCGGCAGAUCAACUAGAGCAACCACAGUCACUAGAUCAACAAGAACAACUACAACAGCAGCAGCAGCAGAUGCCGUCGAGGAUGAUCCAGUAUGCCGACUUGCCUGUAAGUACAGACGAGUCCACGGAGAUAGUUGCACCCAUGCAUGCUGGAGGCCAGAUAGCGACCCAUGCUGGUCGCAAGGCAUUGAAACGUAGCCAGGAGAUGAAACGCAUGAAGCAACAACAUAGUGUGCCAACAAUGAGUGCUGUGGCGCAGCCCAUCAUUGAAGAUCAAGCAGCGGUCGCUAGUCCACAAUUAAAGGAUGGCUGCAAGCAUCCCAUUAUAAAGAAAAAAAAGAAAUGCCCUAAGAAAUGCCCGCUGCUCGAUGAUCCCUGCAAGGAUGACAAAUGCAAGCGUCCGCAGCCAAAGAAGCCAGAAAAGAAGGCAGAGAGCACGACUGAAAUCACAGCUAGUGCUGGCAAAAAGGAUCAAUGUGGCAAGAAAGGUGCUGGUAAAGGAGGUAAGGACGAAAAAAAAAAAGAUCCCUGCGCUAAGUUCAAAAAGGGAGGAAAAGGUGGUGACAAAAAGGGAGGUAAAGAUGAUAAGAAGGGAUGCAGUGGCAAAAAGGACGGAAAAGGAGGGGCCGGCGAUAAAAAGGACCCUUGCGCUAAAUUCAAGAAAGGUGCCAAAGGAGGCGAUAAGAAGGGAGGAGCAGGCGGAAAGGAUAAAAAAGAUCCUUGCGCCAAGAAAGGAGCAGCGGGCGGUGACAAGAAGAAAGAUCCUUGCGCCAAGAAGGGAGGAGCAGGUGGCGACAAGAAGAAAGAUCCUUGCGCCAAGAAAGGAGGAGCAGGUGGCGACAAGAAGAAAGAUGCUUGCGCCAAGAAGGGAGGAGCGGGUGACAAGGAUAAAAAAGAUCCUUGCGCCGUAUUCAAGAAGAACGCCAAGGGUGGUGAUAAGAAAAAGGAUCCUUGUAAAAAGGGCGGUGAUAAAAAGGGCGGUGAUAAAAAGGGCGGUGAUAAAAAGUGCGGUGAUAAAAAGGGAGGUAAAGGCGACAAAAAGGACCCUUGCGCCAAAUUCAAGAAAGGUAGCGGAGGCAAAGGCGAUGGAAAGGAUAAGAAAGAUCCCUGCAAAAAGAAGUACUCAACGUUCAGUAGUCCCGUUUCCAAAUUCUAUCAUCCCAAUAACUCACAUUUCCACUUCACCCGCAAUCCCAAACGCUUCUUAUCAUCACUCCAAUUGAAUAGCCAAAAAACUGCUGCAACGAGAAGCGCUUCCAAAUUCUUAUUGAAACUACGACCCUGCUUUAAGACCUAUACUACCCGAGUGCGUCGCAGCUACCUCAGAAGGCAAGCAAAACUUUCCAGCUGCUCUCUAAGCAGAUUGCCGAACAGCUCUACAAUUACACCUGCCAGGUUUCGAGUGUACUCGACCCUAGUGCGUCGCCAUUACGAUGGAAUGCCCUCGCCAGCGCAGAUGACUGCUUGGGGUAUUACGUCGAAGAGUGCGCAAAAUCAGAUUCAGCGUGGAUAUAGUAAGAAAUCCAAAAAAAAGAAGGGUCAGGAUGGCAAAUGUAAUGCACUCCAAGGUAAAGGCGGGCCUAGGGAUCGCAAGCAUAUUAAGGCGCGCACGAGUCUACGCACCGAUUGCUAUGAUUCAAAUGAGGAGGGAUGUCCUGUAAACCGCUGCACUAGUGUUUGUGACACGGUCAAAAUGCCGCGCAAGAAAUGUGAGAGGGGACAGAAACCACCGAAGCCGAAAAUGGCCAAAAAACCGAAGAAGAAACUCCCCGCCAUUUGCAUGGUCGGUAAAAAGAACAAAGGCAAAAAGGGCAAAGAAAGAAAUAAACUUCUAGCCACGGGCCAAGUAUUCCAUAAUCAAAUGCGUAUGAUUUCCACAAAGCGAUGCAUCAGCCAGGCUCAACACGCUCCUAUAACAAAGGAGGAGCCCGGUGAGGAUGAUUUGAGCACAAUGGAGGUGAUACGCAUACCUGCACCAUAUCAGAUAAGUAGAGAGCGCCAACCGCAGCCGGAUGUCAGACCUUUUGAUGUGCUCAUUGACAUCGGCUCUGUAGCGCUUACUGGCUCAGACAUACAUGUCUAUGAGAAUUCGAAUAAGAGUAUGGAGGGAAUGACCUUGGGACAUGAUGCCACUGGCUUUGUGGAGAAGGUUGGUAGCUGUGUCAAGCAUUUGCAUGUGGGUGAUCGUGUUGUCGUAGAAUCGGCCCUGUCCUGUGGAAUUUGUGAUUACUGCAAACGCGGCUUGUAUAACAUCUGUGCCGAUCUAAUGUAUAACGGCUUCUUGGCCACACAUCAAACACAUCCAGCAGACCUUUGCCAUCGUCUGCCAGACUCCACCAGCUUGGAGGAGGGCACCCUGACCCAAACCUUGGCAAUGGGCUGUCAGGCCUGUUUCAAAGCCCAAGUAUCGCCCACAAGCAAUAUACUAAUCAUUGGGUCGACCCCCACGGCUGUGGCGGCAGCACUGUGCGCCAGAGCGAUUGGCGCUCGGAAGGUAACCAUUGCUGGGAGUAUGCGCUCGUCGCUGAAAAUGAUUGACUGUGACUUUGGCUUUAAGACCAUCUAUUUUGACUCGAACGCACUAUUCGGAGAGGUGCUCGAGGACGUGUAUAGCAAAUUCCAGGAGUGGCCCAACUGCGCCAUCAACUGCGCCAUCUCGCCGAUGACCAUGAACCUGGCCGUAAUGGCAUUACAACCAUGCAGCGCAUGCAUCCUGACAGAAUGCGAGUCAGAAUGUGCCAGCUUCAAUGCUCUAGACAUACUAAUGAAAAACAUACGACUUAUACCAAGCUUUCGUUCUGCCAAUAUGUACCCAACGGCACUACAACUAAUUAAAUCUGGUCGCGCACCGAUGCAAAAAUUCAUUGCAAGAACCUUCUCAUGGAGCAUGUUAGAGGAAGCGUUUAAGAGUGCACAACACGAGUCAAACAUUGGCUUACGGAAAAUAAUCGUUAAUAAUACAGAAGAGAUUAACAUUGGGGGACUGUUCAAAAAAAAAUUAAAAUAUCACAAUUAAAGAUCAAAUUUGAGUAGAUAAA